AUGGACGAGAGGCACAAGGUCAGGCUCCAAACGACAUUGGACGAGAGACACAAGAUUAGGCCCCUAACGACAAUGGACGAGAGACACAAGGUCAGGCCCCAAACGACAUUAGAGGAAAGGCACAAGGUCAAGCCCCAAAUGACAUUGGACGAGAGGCACAAUAUUAGGCCCCAAACGACAAUGGACGAGAGGCACAAGGUCACGCCCCAAAUGACAAUGGACGAGAGGCACAAGGUCAGGCCCCUAACGACAUUGGACGAGAGGCACAAGAUUAGGCCCCAAAAGACAUUGGACGAGAGGCACAAGACUAGGCCCCAAACGACAAUGGACGAGAGGCACAAGGUCAAGCCCCAAACCACAUUGGACGAGAGGCACAAUGUCAGGCCCCAAACCACAUUGGACGAGGGGCACAAGGUCAAGCCCCAAACCACAUUGGACGAGAGGCACAAGGACAAGCCCUAA
This is a messenger RNA of Mya arenaria, 462 nucleotides long. RefSeq lists its product as uncharacterized. The transcript has a single exon. Lineage: Eukaryota; Metazoa; Mollusca; Bivalvia; Myida; Myidae. The record is from RefSeq and is a predicted model, not a curated record. The coding region runs from base 1 to 462 and encodes 153 amino acids.